AUGGACGCACCCUCACUUCCUCAGAUCACGGUGGACAGGGUUGGUGUCUCAGAGGAAACAGAAUGUGGGGAAGGUGUGGAUUUGCCUGCAGAUGACCAUCUCAUGACCUUGAAGGCCUUGACAGAAAAGUUAAGACUGGAGACCAGGAGACCCUCUUACCUGGAGUGGAAAGCCCGACUGGAGACAGAAAGCUUCAGAGAGUCCGGAGCUGGAAAAGGCCCGACUCAAGUGGAGCCCGAAGGGCAAGUCAUCACACCCAAAGAGGCUGUAGUGAGCUCUGAUGUGAUUCAGUGCAAGUUGCCAUCAAGUUGCCAUUCUAUGAAAGGAUUUGGGAAUAUCGACGAGGCUAUCAGUUGGCUUAGGAGAGAACUGACUGACAUGCGCUUGCAGGACCAGCAGCUGGCGAGGCAGCUCAUGCGGCUCCGAAAUGACAUCAACAAGCUGAAGAUCGAGCAGACGUGCCACCUGCAUCGCCGGAUGCUCAAUGACGCCACCUUUGGCCUGGAGGAGCGGGACGAGCUGUCAGACCUGCUGUGUGAAUGCCCCGUGACCCCGGGCCUCGGCCUCUCUGCCCCACUAAGACUCAUCGGUGUCACAAAGAUGAACAUUAAUUCUCGCCGCUUCUCGCUCUGCUAGUGGGUACAAACAUCUUGUGAAAUACUAUCUUUGCUCCAGUGCAACUUGCCAGCCAUGGCCAUAUAUUAGAUAGUGGUGAAAUCCUUUGUGCAUUUAGGGCUUAACCACAGAGCUGUGAGGGUUGUUUUUACAGUCCUUAUAAUCAAACAGAGAGGUUUAGGUAAUGCAUAUUAUCUGGGAAGAAGAGUUUGACUGUAGUAAGUACAUAUAUAAUUUUUAUGCCACUAAACUUUACACGGCAGCUAUAUACCGCACCCUCUCUGUCUUAAAACCACAGAUUUUAGCCCUGUAGGCCAUCAUGCAGUUUUUAAACUGAAGUAAAGCAAUCUCAAGUUUAUUUAGGUCCAUUUUUAAGCCUAAUCAGUUAUAUAUAACUAAAUAUAGUUACCAGUUACUUUAUAUAUUUCCAUGUACUUUGGUUGUUUGCCAGGCCUUUCAUGUUUUCUAUCUACAAGCCAAGAUUUAUCAAGCACAGUGUUUAACUAAAUGUUUAACUAUAUUUUUACUUUUGUGUUAAUAAGCCUAUAAUCAAAUGGAACAUGCUUUCAGUGAACUUUGGCCUGGAUCUUUAUAAAAAUGUUUUGUGCUUUUAAAAAAGAUGCCUUAAUAUUGAUUCAAAUUGUAAACUACAUAACUGUUUGAUUUAUUUGAUUUACAGUGGGCACGGAAAGUAUUCAGACCCCCUUAAAUUUUUCACUUUGUUAUAU
This is a messenger RNA of Toxotes jaculatrix (banded archerfish), 1343 nucleotides long. RefSeq names its product family with sequence similarity 167 member Ab (gene fam167ab). The record is from RefSeq and is a predicted model, not a curated record. Lineage: Eukaryota; Metazoa; Chordata; Actinopteri; Toxotidae. The transcript is spliced from 2 exons. Bases 1 to 636 code for a protein of 211 amino acids.